Molecule: messenger RNA, 321 nt
Organism: Engraulis encrasicolus (European anchovy)
Lineage: Eukaryota; Metazoa; Chordata; Actinopteri; Clupeiformes; Engraulidae
Gene: plekhs1.4
Product: pleckstrin homology domain containing S1, tandem duplicate 4
Exons: 4
Source: RefSeq, a predicted model, not a curated record
CCACAGAGAUCCUGGACUCGUCGUUAUUUUGUGCUCUCCAAGACCAGUGAGGAGACCUGGACCCUGAAAUACUUCAAAAAUGAGAAGAAGGAAAGAGCUCUGGGAAAGAUUUUGGUGUCUGACAUCUCCAUGUUGAUGUUCUGUCCGGAGAGCCACAGUACCUUUGGCCUGAUUCACGAGCACUUCAGGUGUCCGAGCGCUUGCGUGCUUCUUCUGAGAGCUAAAGGCAGAGACUACUUCCUCGUGGGUGAAAACAGCUGGGAAACUGAUGGCUGGUUCAACGCUCUUUACUCAGUUCUGAGAAGUCAUGAGGUCAUCUGA